CCUAGAACAAAGAAAGCAUAAUGAACAGAUACUAUACUGCUUUGUUGUUCAUUGAUGUAUCAAACGUAUUUGCAGAUAACGGUUAGUAAUUACCAGCGAAAUGGACUACUUACAAAACAACACAAACAGUACAACUACAAUAACACUACCUAUUACUGUAAAAAAAGCUAAUAUUACUUCCUUCAUGUCUCACUACACAUAUGUUAAUAGGUAAUACUCAUAUACACACGAAAUAAAUGCAUUCACUUUACCAGAACACAAUAAUUAUCUUUAUAACUAACAGUCGAACUAUAUAAGUCACAAUACACCUCUACCCGGAGAGUACGAACUACGAAUGUUUACAACGCGUGUUAUUUACAGCGCCAUUUUGUUUGAUUUUUUUAAUCACAUAUUUAACAUGUGUUUAUAAAAAUCUUGUAUCAAUUAACUUCUACAUCAAAAACAUAUUUAAAGUACUAAUAAAUUACGUACAUUGGCUUCAGUUCAGAUAUUCUAUGCAAGAAAUUCUUCACAAUAAAAAGAAAAAUACCUAUCAAGAUACGUAACUUUAUAACCCCAAUUUUUUGACAUUUGACAGACGGUUGACAGCGCUGUUGACGGACGACUUUUGUUCAUCUUUUUCUUUGUUUUUAAUUAGAACAGCAGCAAGAAAUGACUGGCAAUCGAAGCUGUGCGAUAAAUAUGACAGGACAGCAUUGUGUAUCAUGGAAGAAGAUGAAGAAAUGACUAAUGUGAAACCCCGAUAUAGAAGUCCUGUGUUUAACAAAGAAGAAGUGAAAGUGCUUCUAGACCUAAUUGAGAAGUACAAAGCGGUAAUUCUGAAUAAAUCAAGUAACAACAUUGCAAAUAAAGCAAAAGAUCGAAUUUGGGAAAAAAUUGCUACAGAGUUUAACACUCGUGGAUUUGAGAUUAUGAGAACUAGUGAUGUACUAAGAAGAAAAUGGACCAAUCUUGCUAGUAGUACAAGAAAGCAGACUAAAAACUUGCUCGAUGUGAAUCAAGAUGAUGAGUUUAAUAGCCAAAUGUUUAGCAUUCUCUUUGGCAAUAAUAAUAAAAAUGAGGAUAUCACACAUUCUGAUUUCGAAGAGGAUUCAAGAGAUUAUAUUUCAGAAAGAGAACAUCAAGAUAAUGACAAUAGCAGCAUUGAUAAAGAGCCUGAAGAAGCCCUUGAUUAUAUUUCAGAUAAAGAACAUCAAGAUGAUGACAAUAACAGCAUUGAUAAAGAGCCUGAAGAAUCCAUUGAAAAGGUUCUUGAUAUCAAUACCAGAAAUAGAUCUUCUAAUUUCUCAUCACAAGAGAUCAAAAUACUACUGCAAUGUGUGAAAGCUGAAAGGAAAUAUGUUUUCUUCAAGGGCUGCACAAAAAAAGAUAUUCAGAUGAAGAAUCUUGCAUGGUCCAGGAUCACAGAAGAGUUCAAUAAAAGGAGUCCUCAUAAAAGAAGCAGAAAGAAUUUACAUACAAAAUUCUUUAAUAUGAGGAGGAGUUCUAGUAAGAAUGCGACGAAACAUUUCAAAGAAACGCAACAUGUCAAAAUAUUAAAUGAAGAUAUAAGUGCUGUUCCACGAAUAAAACGCGAGCCAUCAUUUGAAGAGGAAAUUGAUUCAGAUCCCAUGAAUAAUGCUGAUAGUGAUGAUAAUUUUGAGAAUAAAGACUUUGAAAAGAUGGACAUUGGCCAUAAAGUUGACUCGGAUCCACUUAGCACUGUAUUAAUUGGCAGUGAUUCUGGGCUAGGCUCAUCAAUUAAUAUCGACGCAUACAACCCUUUCGAGAACAAAGAUGUGGUGAAAUUGAAAAUGGAACUGUUGAGUCACAAAAUCGAGAACGCCAAAUUGAAAAGGAAAAUAAUAGAAAAUGCGAUCGAAGACGAAGCUAAAGCUCGCGAAACUAACGCAAUAGAGAGGGCGCUGCGGUUGCGCUCCGCGAGGCUACAAACUAUCGCGGCCGAAACGCAACUAGGCGCUGACCACCCCGCUUUGGAAUACACUGCAGAGGAAAUCCGGGCGCAAUCCUACCUUAAAAAGUAUCAUACUUGAAGAUAUUGAAAGUGAAAUGCAGUAGGUAUAUUUGAUGCAUCUGACGUGCGAAACUCUGUUACUACGGUUCGAAGCGUCGAACGAAAAUUGAUAGAUAUGCAAAUGUUAUUCCACGUCUACAGUUAUUGUAAGAAUUUAAUUGAAUAAGGAAUCGUAGCUCAAAUGAAAAAGAGCUGAUGCCCGACAACAACAGAGUAAGAUUUUCUUUUGAAUUUUCAAAAUGAAAUUAAGAAAUAAAUGUUAAACAAGUAUUAAACUUAUCUAUGUAGCGGGAGCGAUGAUCGGGGUCGACCACAAAGGGAAGAUCUUCCGCCAGGCUAGGUGUUAUGCCUGGGGAAACGCGCGACAGACGAUGUUGUAUAAUAUGCUCCAAUCUGUGAAAUCUUCGUUUAAGUUUUUUGAUUCCCUAUAUCUUCUAUAUAUUAUAUCCCCUAUAUAUAUUAUACCUUCUUACCGACUCCAAGUACACAGUCCUCCCAACUUAAAAGUAAUAAGCAUUUAAUGAAUGUGAUAUUAUAAUUAUUAUAAUGUGGCAGAACUAUAGAAAAGAUUUUAGUUUUUUACCUUCAAAAGGAAUAAAAUGAAAAUAAUACACUAGGAUUAGAUACGAAAAUUUGUAUAUUUUAAUUGAUUGCGCUUUUACAAGAUGAUUAAAUUACAUUUCAAUAUUAAAAUUAAUAUUUUUAAUAUGCAUUUGUACAAUUCAUCUAUACCUAACUAAACUACAACAUCUACGAAUAUAUUAUAUUACACAUCGCUAUUGUACAACAUGCUUUUUACAUUGAUAUCAUACUACAUCUACCUAACUA
Molecule: messenger RNA, 2842 nt
Organism: Amyelois transitella
Lineage: Eukaryota; Metazoa; Arthropoda; Insecta; Lepidoptera; Pyralidae
Exons: 11
Coding region: 705-2033 (442 amino acids)
Cellular component (GO): nucleus
Source: RefSeq, a predicted model, not a curated record